Danio aesculapii is the source of this 2743-nucleotide messenger RNA. RefSeq names its product netrin-4. Gene Ontology annotation, biological process: substrate adhesion-dependent cell spreading; cell migration; basement membrane assembly. The transcript has 10 exons. Gene Ontology annotation, cellular component: laminin trimer. Bases 382 to 2310 code for a protein of 642 amino acids. Gene Ontology annotation, molecular function: protein binding. The record is from RefSeq and is a predicted model, not a curated record. NCBI's taxonomy places the organism in Eukaryota, Metazoa, Chordata, Actinopteri, Cypriniformes, Danionidae.
GGUGAGAAGCGGGAUCUGCGCUGUGCAUUGGGCAUUGCCAGCUACUGUAAGUGACCUGCGUGUUGCCUUGAGUUUGAAGGCACUGCCAUAGCUAAAAUACACUAGUUUACUCUUCCUCUGAAUGCCAAAAAGCAAGAAUGUGAAGGGAAAGAAAUGUGCGUGCCGUUUGGACAGGUGCAUUCCGGAUCAUCACCAGAAGUAGUCUUUUUCUUCCAGACUGGCUCUGAAAAUGGAUUAUCAGGAGUCAGCGGAUUUCAUGCAAACUCUGUUUUCAAACAGACAGUAAAGGAGAUCUCUCCGAACUCAACUGGCCAUGCAUUGGGACAGGCAUCUGUUCUGACAAUGGAUUACUAACCUGCGUUUGCGUCCAGACUGCUAAACAUGAAACAACGCUGGAGUCUUCGGUUUGUGAUGGUGAUCCUGAAGUGUGCAAUGGUCUUAUUUCCUGGAUUCCUGGACUUCACAGAGUCCAGAUGUGUUGGCCGUGCUUGCAGCCCUCCUAUGGGCAACUUGGCCAGUGGCAGGACCCUGUUCACGCUGACUAGCUGCUGCACUAAUAGCUCCUCCUGCCUGCCGACCCAGCCACGCUGUCUAGCAGAGCUCCAUCCUCCUGCCCUCAUGGCCGAUGACCCGUUCACUAAUCCAGAUACCUGGUGGGGCUCAACAGCGGCCAGUGGAGAACAGGAAGAAAUUCGUCUCGACUUGGAGACACGUUUCUGCAUGAGUCACGUUGUGAUGUUGUUCUCUUCUCCACGUCCUGCUGCUAUGAGGUUGGAGCGCUCGCAGGACUUUGGCCAGACCUGGGAGACACUAAAGCUGUUCGCCAGGAACUGCACUGAGAUGUUUGGCCUUCCUGAUGAUGUAAGUCAACCAGGAGCUGUCUGCACUACCAGAUAUUCCAGUGCACUUCCAUGCAGCCGAGGAGAGGUCAUAUUUCGAUCCAUAGGAUUGGGAAGUGGGAUUGUCGACCCCUACAGUCCUGAGGCACUGUCCCGUCUGACAGUGACAAACUUACGAAUACAGCUUUUAAAAUCUCAGCAGUGUCCUGUCUCAAAGGGGCAACAGGACAUUCCGGAACAGUCAAACCCAUCUUUUUUACCUACAGUUCCCAGCAGGUCGCGAACAGCUCCCAUACCCAGUUCUGAUCUUCUGGAUUCAGCCCCAUUUGCUGUGUACUCUCUUCUGGCUAAAGGCACGUGUUUGUGUCAUGGCCAUGCUGAACAUUGUCUUCCUGAAAAUGAAGGACAAGACAGUUUGCAGCAGAGUAAUGUGGUGUCAGGGAAGUGUGUGUGUGCCCAUCACACAGCGGGCGAUCACUGCGAGAGGUGUGCCUCGCUCUACAACGACCAGCCCUGGAGAGCAGCCAAUGGAAGCAGCGGAGAGAGCAACUCAUGCCAGAAGUGUGAAUGUCACGGGCACUCAGAGAGCUGUCAUUUCUCCCAGCGAGUGUGGUUGUCCACAGGGGGCAUCAGUGGGGGUGUCUGCGACCACUGCCAGCACAACACUGUGGGCCGCCGGUGUCAGCGCUGCCGUCCGGGAUACCACCGCCACCCUGCCAGACACCUCAACUCCCCGCAUGCUUGCACACGAUGUUGGUGUGACCCAGCUGGUUCCGUGUUAGUGCAUUCUGCUGACGAGAUGCCAUGGUGCCAUCCUAGAAGCGGACAGUGCCACUGUAAGCCUGGUGUGGGAGGAACCACCUGUAGCCACUGUCUGCUGGGACACUGGGGCUUUGGAGAGGAGGGCUGCAAACCCUGUGUGUGCCCUUUGACCUGUGACCCCAUCACAGGUCACUGCCUCGACAGCAAAGGCAGUGUCAGGCUUUACAAUGUACCAAUUGGUGGGAAAAUUCCUGAACUGUCCCACUUUAAACCUCAAGAGGAUGAGAGGGCCUGGCCUAAAGAACUGGCCGUCUCUGCACUGUACUUCACAGGGAAGUGCAGCUGUAAGGAAAAGAAGCUGAAAAGCGUGGCCGAUCUUUGCAAGAUGAAACAUGCAUACGUGAUCAAAGCCAGUGUUCUGUCAGCUCAUGAUAAAGGCACACAUGCUGUAGUCCUGGUGAAGGUGAGAAAGGUCUUCCGUUCAGGAAAACUGAUGCUUUCUCAGGGCACACACACUCUGUACCCGCUGUCCUGGACAAGCCGUGGCUGCACCUGUCCCAUCCUCAACCCAGGUGCAAGCUAUCUGCUAGCAGGUCCUGAAGAAGUGGACUCAGGACGGUUACUGGUCACCAUGCAGAGUCUGGUCGUCCCCUGGACCCCCAUCCUGGGCUUUCAGGUCACAGAAGCACUACAUCAGGGUUGCCUAUGAGCACAACUGUACCCAAAAUGUACAGUAGCACAAACUUGAAAUCACGCCAUUGUACCAAAGCAAGCAGUUGGAUCUUAAAUGGACCAUGAGCCUCAGGUUCAACUUAAAUUGUGGGUCAUUACAAGAUUAAUAAAGUACUGCAUUGAACAAUCAAUUACAUUUUCAUACAACAAAAACGUAUUGUGGACAUGGAUAUGACAUUUAAAGACUUUCUUUUUCUAUUCCUUUCUUCAUAGUUAUUAGAUUACCAUCAGAAAUGGUUUCAAACAAAUGAUAAACAUGAGACAAUUAAUUUUGUCAGUAAUUCAAGUGUAUUUUUUUUUUAUUUGGUUCUUUGUUACAAUUCUGUCAAGUGUUUUUAAAAAUGCAUUUCAAUAUGUCACAACAGAAAAAUAUGAGGUAUGGACUGAUUCAUAUUCUCCCAGAGCUUAUG